Messenger RNA from Brassica rapa (field mustard), 5535 nucleotides. RefSeq names its product putative nuclease HARBI1. The record is from RefSeq and is a predicted model, not a curated record. NCBI's taxonomy places the organism in Eukaryota, Viridiplantae, Streptophyta, Magnoliopsida, Brassicales, Brassicaceae.
UUAUUAUCGUAAACAUAAAAUAAUUGGGGUUAAUUGGUAAAUUCUUAUAAGUAUAAGAUUCUAUUUGCAAUUAUUAAUAAAAUAAAAAUGAAAUUAUUUAAGAAAUAUUAUUUUUGGAGUAGAAAAUGGAGUAAUACAUUGGAGUAAAACCUUACUCCAUUUUGGUGUUGCACCAUUUUGGAGUAAAAAAUGGGGUAAUACAUUGGAGAUGCUCUUACUCAAAAAUAUGGACAGCUAGAUUGAAAUCACAGGAGAAUAUGGUAAUGGAAAAGAAGAAUUAACUCUACUUUUAUGUUUUUAAGCCCACACAAUGUUAUUAUGAUGUUUUCUUUUAUUGAAGUUUGAAUCCAUGUGUAUAUAGAAAGUGAUUACUUGUGUUUAUUUGUACUAUUGCACUGAUGAUAGUGUUCAAUCUGAUUACAUGGUUGGAGAAAAAAAUCAAGUUCAUCCUUCAAAUGGCUAUUUCCUUAGUUAUUGUGAUGUUUUUAAUGGUGGAAGUUGGAAUGUAAACAUAUGUAAAGUUGCAGGGAUCUAUAUUUUUUUUUGUGAUAGUAUGUGUUUUAACAUUCUGAUGAGUAUUUCUUUUUACUAUAUGUUUGGUAUAUAUGAGUAUUUUACUUCAAAAUAGAUUAUCAUUAUAUUUAUACUUUUUUCAUACAUUUCUAUCAUCAAAUGUCCUUUUUAAUGUCGAUUUUGAUUAAUUAUGCUUUCCAUAGUUUGAAACCGUCUUGUAAAUAUAUAUCCUUGCAUUAGAUUUACCAAGAAGCUCGCUGUUGUUUUGUGGGCCAUAGGUGAAAGCAGUAUGUUUACAUUGUCAGUAUUUUAAACUUCGUGUUUUAUAACGUAGACAAAAUAAAUCAUGUGAAUGAUACAUGACGUCCCAUGACUAAGAGUAGAUAUGUGCCAACGGUUUUACCGAUUAAUUAGGGUAUAGAUUAUAAAUACUAGUCCAUUAAUUACUUUGAGGUGGGGGAGUCUAUAUAUAGUUUAGCGAAUGAUUAAUCAUCUUUUGCAAAACUGCGUAAUAGUAAUGUAUUAUUACAUUUUUGGAACUCAUGAAAAGUGACUGGGCUUUUACAUAGGGGACUGAAGUCUAAUACGGGCCUCAGAUUCUAUAAUAACUUUUAGACCCAAAGACUUUUUAUAUAGUUCGACAUUAUAUAGUCUACGCUUUCUGUCAACAUCGUCUGUGAACUGGACAGACACCGGGAGGUCCAGGACACUCGAGUCUAUCAUCCACACCAUAAUUUUGGUCUUAUUAAAGUUUUUUUCUUUUGGUUAUGUUGUUUGAAGCCAAUAAUUUAGAACUUGGAUGGAUACUUUGUGUGGUUUAUUCAUCCAGCUUAAGAAUGUAACCCUGUAACGUUGUUGACAAAAUAUCUACAAAAAGAAAAAUACUUGUAAGCUUGUAAGACCAUCCACAACGGGAUUCCUUAAAGGAAUCCUUAGUGCAAAUCCUUGGGUUUGUUUUAAUAAAGUAUUAUUAAUUAUCCUAAUUGAACUAAGGAUUGGUCCGUGGAGAAGGAUUUUAAGGAUCAAGUCCUUGUGUACGUGUCAUCGCUUGAGUGGGUCGGUCUCGGUUUAGGGAUUGGCUUGGGUAAAAAAAAAGAAAAACAUUCUCGACCGAAGGAAAAAAAAAAAGAGCUCUGGAGAUAAAGGCGACAUCGCGGCGAUCUCUCUCUCUCAGCUUGACGAAGGUAAAUCCAGGCCUUAAAGUUGUAGAUUUCUCGAUUAAGAUCAGUUUCCAUCUUGUUUGUUGUCUAAAAAGGGCUGGGUUGUGUAGUUUCGAUCGAUUUGGGAAAAGUUUAGAAAUUAGGGUUUGAAAACUAUUUGGGAGAAAAUCGAUUUCGGGAUUCUUUACUUUUGUAGAUAUGGUUUCCAAACAAUUUCGGUUUCAAUUGGAGGCAAAUCUUCUCUUUAUUUCUUAUACGGUUUGAAAUUUCAUUUUUUGUUUCAAUCGAUUAACCGUUUCAAAACCUUUUAUUUUUGAAUCGAAACCUGUUCUUAUUGAUUUGUCAUUUUUAAUGUUUGCAAUCGAUUACGACGAGAUUGUGUUAUCUUAGGAUUAUUUGUGUUCGAUUUCAAUCUGUUCUUAUGGAUUUGUCAUAUUUGUUCUUAUAAAAUGAUAAUAUUGGUUCCUUGGUCAUUGGUUUGAUGAUGAUUAUUGUUUAUUGGUCGUUGGUUUGAUGUUGGUUUGAUGUUGGUUUGAUACUCUUACAAUCCGAGCCCAUCUUACCAUCCUUGGUAGUUGGUUUGCUGUAUAUAACUUGCAUCAUUUCUUUCAGGUAAACGAAUAUGGGACAGGAUUACAGUUACAGCCAGCCAUCUUCAUCAUCAAACUCUGUAGACAUAACCUCCCUCCUUGAAGCAGAAUGUCAGAUGUACGCGGAUGAAGCUGAGAGUAGCUACUUCAAUGCUAUGGCGACUGAGUACCAAGCUCAACCAGAGGCUGAUGAUGGAAUCCCGACUACAUGCUACUGUGGUGCGGAGCCUGUUAUCCGAUACUCUUACACUCCUAAAAACCCAUACAGACGGUACUUUACGUGCGACAAUGCUGAGGAUGGAGACUGCCACGUUUGGAAAUGGUGGGACGUGGCGGCCAUGGAGGAGAUGAGGGACUUUCAGAGGGAGCUUAGGCAGCUUAAGGGUCAAGUUAAUGAGAGUGAGCAUAAGCUGUGUAUCCUCGAGAAGACAGUAUCCGAGUUUUCAAAGAAGGAAGCAGGAGUUAAGCUAAUGGUCUUUAGCUUAGUUUUAAUAGGGUUGGUGUUACUGAUUCUGCGUGGAAUAUUUGGAAAUGGUUCAAAGGAAUGUCGCGCGUUUCUGUAAUAAGGUUAAGGCUGAAGUUGUCACGGGUGCAUUGAAGCUUGGGAAAGUCACGGGUGCAUUAGGAGUAGGGAAAGUCACGGGUGCCUUAGGAGUACUGAAACUCACGGGUUCAUCUCUUUCAGUUUAUGUAGUAUAAGUAGUUCUCGUUUGGUCUUUAGCUAUGUAUCACCUUCUCUUUCUUUCCUCUUCAUCAAAACUUGACUUAUGUUCUUGUGGUUUCUCGGAGAUGUUGUAAGAUGUUGCUACCAUGAUCUGCUAAAGUUCACAAAACCUGCUGAUCUCUUGUAAUAUUUGCGUGUAAGAAGUUCUUCUCUUGAUUCUCUUUGUUUCAAUAUUAAAUCUUGCUAGAAUGUUAUUGUUAACAGGAUGAUCUCUUCAUUCUGUUUCUAUCGAUAUUAAAACUUGGUAGAAUGUUAUUGUAAAAAGGAGGUUCUCUUGGUAGUCUUUGAACUCAAAUACUUGGUAGAAUAUUACAACUUGAUAUACUGUUUUAGUAAAAAGGAUAUUAAGACUUCUCUUGCUAGAAACCAAACGAAUACACUCUUAAUUUUAAGCGUAGGACUAUUGAUUAUGUUAAGAUAAUGGGACGUACGGUGUUAUGUAAAAUUGAUACAUGCAUGGUUUGCAUGGGAAUUAGAAACUGAUCUAGGUACAUGAAAAGUGAAAACAAAGCACUACCACUAAUAAAAAUCACACAAUAACUAUUUUUAGUUUUAGACAACAAUGGAAUUUAUCUCUAUUUAAAAUUAACUAAUAAGUAUAAAAGAAAAACAUUACAAGUCCAGGAGUCAAUUAGUUUAUAUAUUCACAAUAAAAUCAAAUAAGGUUUUUGUUUAUAUAAAACCGGUUGAAAAUUUAGCAGAAUUAGACAGUAUAAAUAUACAAAAAAAUAUGUCAUGUUCUAAAUUUUAAAAUGUAUCUUUGGAGAAAGUGACAGUAAAAAAACCUUAUAUAUAUAAAUGUAUAACUUAUACAUAAUUUGAGAUUAUACGUAAAAAAACGUAUAUGGGAAAAAACUUAUACAUAUAAAUAACUUAUACAUAAUUUGAGAUUAUACAUGAAAAUCAACUUAUAUGGGAAAUAACUCAAGCAGGAUGUCAUCAUCUUCAUCCGAUGGAUUGGAAGAAAGAUUAGACGAAGUUUUCGACGAUAUUUGCGAAGAUACAUUCAACGACAUUCUCGAGGCCCAAACCAAGAAGCAAAAGAAACGUGCUUAUAUAGAACGAAACCGUGAAGCAGGACACAACCGUUUAUGGAAUGACUACUUCACCGAAAAUCCGACAUAUGAGGCACAUUUUUUCAGACGCCGUUUCCGUAUGAACAAGGAAUUAUUCAUGCGUAUUGUAUAUGGCCUCUCACAGAACGUUCCAUUCUUUCAACAAAGAAGAGAUGCUACCGGGAGGCUUGGUCUUUCUCCACUACAAAAAUGUACGGCAGCAAUUCGUAUGCUUGCUUAUGGUUCUGCGGCUGACGCGGUAGACGAAUAUCUCCGACUAGGUGAGAGCACGGCACUUUCCUGUUUACAUAAUUUCACUGACGGAAUAAUACAUUUAUUUGGAAAUGAGUAUCUACGAAGACCCACAGCAGAGGAUCUUCAGCGACUACUCGAUAUUGGAGAGACACGCGGGUUUCCUGGGAUGGUUGGAAGCAUUGACUGUAUGCAUUGGGAGUGGAAAAAUUGCCCAACCUCUUGGAAAGGACAGUAUGCACGUGGAUCAAGCAAACCGACAAUUGUCUUAGAGGCUGUAGCUUCACAAGAUCUUUGGAUAUGGCACGCUUUUUUUGGUCCUCCAGGUACCUUAAACGAUAUUAAUGUCCUUGAUCGGUCUCCUGUUUUUGAUGACAUUAUAGAAGGUCGAGCUCCAAGGUUAGAGUACGUGGUCAACGGACACAAAUAUAAGUUUGCUUACUACCUCACGGACGGUAUAUAUCCAAAAUGGUCAACAUUUAUCCAAUCUAUCACACUUCCUCAAGGUCCGAAAGCAAACUUAUUUGCUAAAGUUCAAGAAUCAGCCCGUAAAGAUGUGGAGCGGGCUUUUGGAGUAUUGCAAGCCCGAUUUGCGAUUGUCAAAAACCCGGCUCUUACAUGGGACAAAGAAAAGAUAGCGAAAAUUAUGCGAGCAUGUAUCAUACUACACAAUAUGAUAGUUGAAAAUGAACGCAAUGGAUAUGCUCAAAUCGACAUCUCGGAAUUUGAAGAAGGAAACGUCACCAGAAGUUCACAGGUGGAAACCGAAACCGACAGGCCUACAAAUCUCAACAACAUAUUUGUCAAUCAAAAUCAGAAAGAUCUUCGGGAUAGGCGUAUACAUGAACAAUUGAAAAAAGAUUUAGUUGAGCAUAUUUGGAACAAAUUUGGUGAUGAAGAUUAAUAAUUAUUGUAUCUUUGAGUUUAAUUAUUGUAUUUUUUUCCAUCAUGCAAUAAAUAAAAAAUAAAUUUCAAUUUAAAAAAAUUAAUUAUUUUUUUAUUCCUAAGGACUCCUAAUUGGAAAUCACCAUUGCACACAUUAUUUUGACUAAAAUCCUUAACUAUUCAAAAAAAAAAAAAAUUUAUUAAACUAAUCCUAAAGACUUCUCCCACAAAUCCACCAUUGUGGAUGCUCUAAAGAGUUCCCAAGCUGAUCCACAUAAAAAAAAGAAAUAUACUUAUGUAUCAAAUAUAAAAAUAUGGAAACAUAUAUAAGUGGGUGAAGAAGAUAGAAUAGAAUA